ACUACUGGGACUGAUAAGAGAUGGCGAGUAAAACAAACGAGAAUCUUAAUAUUAUAUACAUGUAUAUUUUUGUGAACUAUUUAAUUUGAGCUUUUAAUGGAUAUGCUUAUAUUAUCAUUUAUAUUUCAGUCUUUAAUAUUAAUUUUUGAAAUUAUUUUUGUUCUCAAUAAUAACAAAUAGGAAGAUUGUGUUAUUCUAAAAAUACUCAAAACAUAAGCGUAGUAACGGCUGCUAAGGCCCAGAAUUCCUCAGAACGGCGCGAGCUCUAAUCUUGAGAGGUUGUGUGUUAGAAUGGACGGCACUUCGACAGGGCAAGGAAGCGACGGAGUGGAGUUUUUUAAAGUCGGAGAUCUUGUAUGGGCCAAAAUGAAGGGCUUCUCGCCGUGGCCAGGCCAGGUGACCAACCCAAACAAGGAUAUCAAAAAACCAGUUUCAAAAAAACAUGCCUUGUACUGCAUCUUCUUUUUUGGGACAAAUAACUAUGCCUGGAUAGAAGAGACAAAUGUCAAACCAUAUUUUGAAUUCAAGGAUCAGCUAAUCAAAACCAAUAAAUCUGGCUCUUUCAAGGAUGCUAUUGAAGCAAUUGAAGAUUACAUUAAGUCUUCUAAAGGAGGGAAGUUGAUCCCUAUGGACCCAGAUGCAGAAUUCAACAAGUUAAAAGAUGCUGAAAAAGAGGACAAAGAGAAACGUCCUUCAAUUAAAAAGGAACAACUUGAAAGAGGAGCAAGAAAGCCUAGUUGGUCUGUGAAGUUAACCAGAGGAAUUGAUAUGUCUGGUAAUGCAGACACACAUUACCCUGCUAAGCAGGGAGUAAGGAAAAAAAGAUUGGUGAUGUCACCCAAGAAGCGUCCUCCAUUGUCAAAAAAUAGGCCACCCAAAACUAACAAGAAAGUGAAUCCAUCCGUCCAACGUAGCAAAACGGAUGACGGUGCAAGCAAGAUCAUGAAACGCACGUCGUCAGACACGGGGAACGAGCGCAUGCCUGUCAAGAGACGGAAGAAGCGGUCUAGUUCAAUGGACGACAGCAUGCGACAGCGGGAAGGCUCACCAGUUGCCAAUCACAGCCCAAGUAGGCGGCCUCCUGCUGUCAACUUGUUGGACAGGCCGACCAACAUACCAUGUCUUGAAGCUCCAUCUUUGGAUGUGGAAAGUGUGACUCAGACACUGAAGGAAAAGAACAUAAAGGCAUCGGAACUGAAGUUUGGCUUCCUGGGUCUUGGUAUUAUGGGAUCAGGAAUUGUGAAGAAUCUACUUAAUUCUGGCCACCGGGUCAUCGUCUGGAAUAGAACACCGGAAAAGUGUCGAGACUUUGUGAGGGCAGGUGCAGAACAAGGCCAAACCCCAUCUGAUGUCAUUUCCAUGGCCGACAUUACGUUUUCCUGUAUAGCCGACCCAGCCACUGCAAAGGAGAUUGUGUUUGGAAAUUGUGGUGUUGUGUCUGAAAUGUCAACGGAUAAGGGCUAUGUUGAGAUGACCAGUAUUGACUCUGAAACAUCUAUUGAUAUUUCAGAGAGCAUUGUAGCCAAAGGUGGACGUUACCUGGAAGCACAGAUACAAGGCAGUAAGACCCAAGCAGAAGAAGGAACGUUGGUCAUCUUAGCCGCCGGUGAUCGAAGUUUAUUUGAUUCAUGUCAAACCUGUUUCAAGGCUAUGGGCAAGAGCUCAUUUUUCUUAGGAGAGGUGGGCAACGGCUCGAAGAUGAACCUGGUGCUGCAACUUGUGGCGGGGGUGAACCUGGCGGGGCUCGCCGAGGGCAUGGCGCUGGCCGACCGGGCGGGGCUGCAGCAGAAGGACGUCAUGGAGGUGCUGGAGCUCACCGCCCUCGCCUGCCCCAUGAUCCUGGAGAAGGGCAAAGCGAUCGUGGAAGGGCAGUUCCCCACGCACCAGCCCCUGCAGCACAUGCAGAAAGAUCUGAAGCUGUCGCUGAUGAUGGGCGACCAACUGGAGCAGCCCUUGCCUCUCACGGCGACCACCAACGAGCUGUUCAAGCACGCCAAGCGCCUGGGCUACGGGGAGCAUGACGCCUCGGCGGUGUACAUCCGCGCCCGCUUCUAGCCGCCGGCCGCGGGGCCCCUUCCCUCAAACUUACCUUAGGGACUUAUUUUUAUACUGUAUUUUUAAAAAGAAAAAAUUGCAAUAGCACCAUAGAAUCAAUGUCGAUGUCAGACUUUAGAGAACACGAUUUCAUUAGCGGACAUCUACGGUACAAAAUAAAAUGUUGAGGAUGUCGGUAUGAAAAAAAAAAAUAAGGUUGUUUGCUGGAUUAAAAUGUGGAUAUUGUUGUAGAGGAGCAAAUAUUUACAAAUGUUACACAACAAAUUAUAAAAUUUGUUAAGACACCUGUGACAGCUAAGAUAAAGGAUUGUUAAGGUUUCUUAUGGAAUGUGACUGAUUUGAAAGAGUUUAUUAUAAAUAUUGACUUUUGUUAUGGAUGUACUUUUCACAGACGAUAAUGAAAUCUUGAUUUAAUGCUGUUUAUGGACAGGUGUUUUGGCACUUUGUCGUUCACUUUCAUUUUAAGUGUGAGGUAGAAAUAUGUUGGCUAUGAAGCAGUAGAAACACUUGGUGAACAUGAAAAAGAAUGUGCAGUGAGUGCACAGAAUAACUGGCAGUUUAAAAAAUAAUCAUGUAUGUGUUUCUGUGUGCUAACAGUGAAAUUACAGCACGUGAUCAAUAUCUUUGCAUUAUGUAUACAAUAGAAAUAAAACAAUUAUGAUGACCAAAACAA
Molecule: messenger RNA, 2728 nt
Organism: Bacillus rossius redtenbacheri
Lineage: Eukaryota; Metazoa; Arthropoda; Insecta; Phasmatodea; Bacillidae
Gene: Ndf
Product: cytokine-like nuclear factor N-PAC
Exons: 13
Coding region: 292-2055 (587 amino acids)
Molecular function (GO): NADP binding; NAD binding; oxidoreductase activity, acting on the CH-OH group of donors, NAD or NADP as acceptor
Source: RefSeq, a predicted model, not a curated record